Messenger RNA from Anopheles nili, 2747 nucleotides. RefSeq names its product vesicle-associated membrane protein-associated protein B-like. Gene Ontology annotation, biological process: endoplasmic reticulum membrane organization. The record is from RefSeq and is a predicted model, not a curated record. Gene Ontology annotation, cellular component: plasma membrane; endoplasmic reticulum membrane. Gene Ontology annotation, molecular function: FFAT motif binding. Lineage: Eukaryota; Metazoa; Arthropoda; Insecta; Diptera; Culicidae. The coding region runs from base 333 to 1175 and encodes 280 amino acids. The transcript is spliced from 5 exons.
UGUCAUGUUCACUUGAGCUGGAUGACCGCGCAAAUAAACCCUUCGAAGGUGCACUGGUGAAAUUCGUAAUUUCCGAAAAAAAGCGAAAACCAAACGGUGCGUACGCGACGCGAUUUGCUUGCACAGCGAAAGCCCUGCUCCUGAGGCGCGUGGACGCGUGGUAACGCGCAAAAAAAAACAAAAAAAAACCCCGAACCACCAACAACCGACGGUCCGAGAGGCAAACCGGCCAGCAAAAGUGACGGAGCUGCGGAGAGAGAGAACGGGAAUAAAUCGAAGAUACCCGUGUGUGCGAGCGCGUGUGUUGUGUGGCCUUUCCAACUGCUUCAAAUAUGGCGAAGCCCCUUCAGUUAUUAAAUAUUGAACCGGCGACCGAGCUCAAAUUCCAGGGUCCGUUCCGGACCGCGGUCGCAUCGUACAUGCGGCUCACCAACCCAACCGACCAUGAGAUCUAUUUUAAAAUCAAAACAACCGCCCCGAAGAAGUAUUGCGUGCGCCCGAACUGUGGCCUGCUGGAGCCGGGAGAUCUGCAGGAGAUCGCCAUUGUGCUGCAGCCGUUCACAUUCGACUCGAACGAGAAAAACAAGCAUAAGUUCAUGGUGCAGUCGAUGGUGAAGCCGGAAGAUGAGGACGUAAACCUGGAGGACCUCUGGCGGAAGUACCCGGAGAAGCUGAUGGACUCGAAGCUCCGGUGCGUCUUCGAGUGCCCGAUCGAUAGCAAUCAGCCGGCCCCGGCAGCCGAGGCCGUACCGGGCACCAGCAAACAAACGAGCGGUACGCCUUCCACGGUCAGCAACGAAGCUGGUAGCUUCGUCAACGCACAGCCUGCCGCCACGAGCAUCGAGGAGGAGCUGCAAUCGGAAUCCCCGCUCGCAAAGGAGGUGAAGAAACUGCGCGAUCACGACAAUGUGCUGCGGCAGGAAAAUCUCCAGCUACGGGAACAAAUCUUGCAGCUACGCUUGCAGGUGGCCGGCCGAAACAAGGAGCAACCGGCGGUCGCAGCGAAGGCAUCGAUCCAGUCGGUGGGAGCCGCACACUAUCAGAAUCCGUAUUCGCCACCGUCCCAGCAGGGCCGCAAUCCGCAUGAGAUCUACAUCGCCAUCAUUGCAGCCGUUAUCAUAGCCAUUGUCGGGGUGUGGAUCGGCAAGCUGGUUUUCAGCGAGGGCAGCAAAUAAAGUUUAAUUUAGCGACACACGGUGCGGGGAGGCUAGGCGGGAGGAGGAGGAAGAGGAGAAAGGGCAUGCCUGCGGAAGGCGUAGGGAAGAAGAAAAAGCAUAUAAAAGGGCGCUUUAAGGGUGGCGGAAACUGUUGCGCGAGGAGGCACCGCGGAUUAUAUCUCAUGGCUUGGUCCGGGGAAGGACUUCAUAGGAGCAAACGGGGACGGUCGCGGUAUGUGGCCGCGCUGCUAGAAUUUACAAAAGACAUGCGAACGUACGAACAUACACAGAGCCAGAAGCAGCGCCCUUUUGCCCAACAACAUUAUCAGCUGUAUAAGCGAGCGAGCUAGGCGAGAUACCUAGGAUAGGAAGAUUAAUCGCUGGUGGUCAUCGCAGGACGAAACGGGGAUUCUUCAACGCCGUGGCAUGCCCGUACCGAAUAUUUAAAAGCAAACUAAAGUGUAACCCCCCCCCCCCCUCCUCCCCUCCCUUAACCCAGUGGAAAUGGUGAGGGAUAGAAUUCCGACGGCAGGAGUAUAUAGAGGGAGUAAGUAAAGUGAAAAAAUGUAAAAGGAAUUUAAGGCAACAAGAUACGGGAAUGAAAGGUGUCCUUUGGUUGAGGGAAUGGCUUCACUAAGUCAUCCUGCCAACACGGGGAGCAUGAGUGAAGAAUAGCGCAACCUACACUCUGGCAGGGAGCGACAGAACAUAUACACACACACACCUACACGCAGAUACAUACACAUCGAUACAUACACAUAUUUCGUCAUGGGAAUGAAUUUGGAAUUUGGUAGAAACAUGGAUGGUACACCAGCUUACAUGCAGCUUACAUUAUAUAAAUGCCUAUCUUAAAUAAAGCAAAGGAUACCAGAAGAAGCAACCGACGCAGUACAUUGCCUAGCAGGGGUUAAUAGGUGGAGGAAGAGGUGAACAUGUUGAACAAGUUGCAGAUGAUGUCGAUUAUUAGACGGCGCAUUAGAUUACGGUGGUGAUGAUAUUAACGCAAAUAUAAGUAGGUGUUGACGCAUCCUAGAUAUGCAAACAAAACGAAACAAACAAAAAGCAACCAAGAAGAAAAUUCUACACACAGACAUACACUACACACACACAUACAUACGAACAACCCGAAUGCGGGUGAGAAUCGGUGGGAGGUUAUAUUUGAUAGGUUUAGUUUUCGUUCGUACGCUUUUUCUUUAUGUGCUAGUUAACAUACUUUUUGCUUAUGUUGUUGGUUUGUUCCGGUUGACAUGCGUUUUUGUGCUAGCGCGAGCUGUUCGCUCGCAGGCAGUAAAUAAAGAGGAAACAAAAAAAAAAGAAUAGUAAUAAUGAUUGCAAUAUUGAAACCAUUUCACCGCAUUCGCCGGAUGACGGCCGGAGCGCGGCCAACGGUGGGAGAGGCGAGGCGGCGUGCGGCGCGGAAAAAAAGCGGCUAACGGAAAAGCGAGGGAGUGAACUGUGGACAUUUUGCGAGUGUAGUUUUGAUUUCAUAGAGGUCCUGUUUAGAUAAGGAACAGUAAAAUCUAAAAACAGAAAAAAACUCACAAUUAGGACGAGAAGCAGUAGCACACGGAUAGCAAUAGAUGAGACUAA